AAAGAGAUGGGGAAACGUACUUCUUGGCGUUACCUAUAGCCCAACUCUUCCCAAUAUCCGGCGGGAAAGUGGACGAAUUUUCCCAUUCUUUCCUACUCACUCCCCCUUAACAGUACCUCAAUACUUUCUCGGGAAAAUUAAACCCCGAGAAACAAACAGAAGAAAACGAUUUUUUUUUUCUCUCACCAUGACAAAAUCUUACGAUCCCCGUACCCAAACCUACUCCUCUCCAAGACCGCGAGUUCAUCUCCCUACAAACCCCGACCUUUCCCUUACCUCUUUCCUCUUCCACUCCACUCUUUCUUCCUCUUGCACCGCUGCUCUUAUCGACGCUGACUCCGGCGACACUCUAACCUUCGAGCAGCUCAGGAUCCAAGUGUCCAAGCUGGCUCACGUCUUGCUCGAGCUUAACAUAGUUAAAAACGAUGUCGUUCUUAUUUUGGCCCCGAAUUCUAUCCAUUUCCCCGUUUGCUUCCUCGCAAUCGUCUCCACCGGUGCUAUCGCUUCCACCUGUAACCCGGGGUAUACUACAGCUGAGAUCUCUAAGCAAGUCAAAGACUGUAAUCCGAAGCUCAUAAUUACCAUCCCUCAACUUCUCCACAAAGUAAAACCGUUCAAUUUGUCAUUAAUUCUAUUAAAUUCUCCAAAUUCCGAUGGUUUAGUAUCAAACUCUAAGAUUUGGAAUUAUUCAGAUUUAAUAAAAUUAUCCGGCGAAGUUUCCGAUUUACCGGUGAAUGAUGUGAAACAAAACGACGUCGCUGCUCUUUUCUACUCUUCCGGCACCACAGGCACGAGCAAGGGAGUGAUAUUGACUCACAGGAACUUCAUUGCCACAUCGGUUAUGGUGACGGCUGAUCAAGAUAGAUACAUGGAACCGGAAAACGUGUUCUUGUGUUUCCUGCCGAUGUUUCACAUAUUUGGAUUUGCGGUAACUACUUACUCGCAGCUUAGGAGAGGGAAUGCUGUGGUUUCGAUGGAGAAGUUCGAGCUGGAUAAGAUGUUAAGGAGUAUCGAGAGGUAUAGAGUUACGCAUUUGUACGUGGUGCCGCCAGUGAUGAUUGCCUUGGCGAAGCAGAACGCUGUGAAGAAAUUUGAUUUGUCGUCAUUGAAGCUCAUUGGAUCAGGGGCGGCGCCAAUGGGGAAAGACGUGAUGGAGGAGUGCGCGAAGAAUCUACCUCAUGUCGAUAUUAUCCAGGGAUAUGGCAUGACAGAAACUUGUGGAAUUAUUUCAAUAGAGAAUCCAAGGGAAGGAACUCGGCUCUCCGGUUCAACUGGGGUACUUGUUCCUGGUGUUGAAUCCCAAAUAGUUAGUGUAGAAACGUCAAAGCCUCUUCCACCUAAUGAACUGGGAGAAAUAUGUCUUCGAGGAGCAAAUAUGAUGCAAGGUUAUUUUAACAAUCUGCAAGCUACAAAGCUGACAAUAGAUGGGCAAGGUUGGGUACACACUGGAGAUCUUGGAUAUUUUAAUGAAGAAGGACAAUUAUUUGUUGUGGACCGUAUUAAAGAGCUUAUCAAGUGUAAUGGCUUUCAGGUCGCACCAGCGGAGCUUGAGGGUUUACUGCUUUCUCAUCCUGAAAUAAUAGAUGCUGUUGUCAUCCCAUUCCCUGAUUCUAAAGCUGGGGAGGUCCCAAUUGCAUAUGUUGUUUGCUCCCCUAACAGCUCCCUUACUGAAGAAGAUAUUCAGAAAUAUAUAGCAGAUCAGGUUGCACCAUUCAAACAAUUACGUAGAGUGACAUUUAUAAACAGUGUCCCAAAGUCAGCUUCAGGAAAAAUUUUGAGAAGAGAAAUGAUCGACAAAGUUCGAUCCAAGAUAUAAGAUACCAAGGUUAUGACACAAAAAUAAAAAGGUUACAUACUUCUAUAUCCCACACUUUUUUUUUUCUUUCUUUAACAAAAACUUUCAAAAAAAAAAAGAAGCAAUUGUUGUUGUUAUAAUUGGCCCAAAUAACUUGGGCCUUCUUACCCUUGUCAAUUAUUUUAUGCACAUGUAAUCUCAACUUAAACAAAUUACUUGAAGUUACUGUGGAAAUUUGUUUUAAUCCUCAUGUUGAUAGUCA
Messenger RNA from Hevea brasiliensis (rubber tree), 2057 nucleotides. RefSeq names its product probable CoA ligase CCL10. The record is from RefSeq and is a predicted model, not a curated record. Bases 188 to 1816 code for a protein of 542 amino acids. The transcript has 6 exons. Lineage: Eukaryota; Viridiplantae; Streptophyta; Magnoliopsida; Malpighiales; Euphorbiaceae. Gene Ontology annotation, molecular function: CoA-ligase activity.